UGCCCUCUCCCCUUGCAUACGAGCUCCCCCGUCCUCUGCGAGAGCUGCUAACAUUCCUUGUCCUUCUUCCCCCGUUCUCUGCUCUCUUCCUCCCUGAAGAAGAAAACUCGAUUGGAUUUAACUUGGGGUCAGAAGAAACUCCUGCUUGCUGGAUCUGGUUUAGACGCCCCGACGGCUAAGAUCCAUGUGGAUGGUUUAAUAAACUGUUCGACAUCCUGGUGAAUCUUUGGUCCCAGUUGAGAAACUGAUUCAGGCUCCUAUGGUGUAAAUUGGCAGUGGUGGAGUGAUUUGGAAUGUUGACUUUGAAAGCUCAGGGAAGAAGCAGCAGGGAGAAGAAAGUAACACAGUGUGCCUGAAAAUGACAACGAAGCGGAAUUUGUUUUUGCGGCUGGUGCCAUGCCGCUGUCUGCGUGGAGAGGAGGAAACUGUGACUACACUUGAUUAUUCUCACUGCAGCCUGGAACAGGUGCCUAAGGAGAUUUUUACUUUUGAAAAGACCUUGGAAGAACUGUAUUUAGAUGCUAAUCAGAUUGAAGAGCUUCCAAAGCAACUUUUUAACUGUCAAUCUCUACACAAGCUGAGUUUGCCAGACAAUGAUCUAACCACAUUGCCAGCAUCCAUUGCAAAUCUCAUUAAUCUCAGGGAACUGGAUGUCAGCAAGAAUGGCAUACAGGAGUUUCCAGAAAAUAUAAAAAACUGUAAAGUCUUGACAGUUGUUGAGGCAAGCGUAAAUCCAAUUUCAAAGCUGCCAGAUGGAUUUUCUCAACUGUUAAACCUAACACAGCUGUACCUGAAUGAUGCUUUUCUUGAGUUUUUGCCAGCCAAUUUUGGAAGAUUAACUAAACUCCAGAUACUGGAACUUAGAGAAAACCAGUUAAAAAUAUUGCCAAAAACCAUGUCCAGACUGACUCAGUUGGAAAGACUGGACUUAGGAAGUAAUGAAUUCACAGAAGUGCCUGAAGUACUUGAACAACUGAGUGGAUUAAAGGAAUUUUGGAUGGAUGGUAAUAGAUUAACACUUAUUCCUGGGUUUAUAGGCACUUUGAAACAACUGACAUACUUGGAUGUUUCUAAAAACAACAUUGAAGUAGUCGAAGAAGGUAUUUCAGGUUGUGAAAGUCUGCAAGACCUACUGUUAUCCAGUAAUUCACUUCAGCAACUGCCCGAGUCUAUUGGUUCUCUGAAAAAGGUGACAACACUUAAAAUUGAUGAAAACCAGUUAAUUUAUUUGCCUGACUCCAUAGGAGGGUUAAUAUCAGUAGAAGAACUGGACUGUAGUUUCAAUGAGAUUGAAACAUUGCCUUCAUCUGUUGGUCAGCUCUCGAAUAUAAGAACAUUUGCUGCAGAUCAUAACUUUUUAACUCAGUUGCCAUCAGAGAUUGGAAACUGGAAACAUGUAACAGUGUUGUUUCUGCAUUCUAAUAAGCUUGAAUUUCUCCCUGAAGAAAUGGGUGAUAUGCAGAAAUUAAAAGUCAUCAAUCUGAGUGACAAUAGACUGAAGAAUUUACCAUUUACCUUUACAAAACUGCAACAACUCACUGCUAUGUGGCUAUCAGACAAUCAGUCUAAACCACUUAUCCCGCUUCAAAAAGAAGCUGACCCUGACACACAGAAAACAGUACUUACUAAUUACAUGUUCCCUCAGCAACCAAGGACUGAGGAGGUUAUGUUCAUAUCUGAUAAUGAAAGUUUCAAUCCAUCUCUGUGGGAGGAACAGAGGAAACAGCGUGCUCAGGUGGCAUUUGAGUGUGAUGAAGACAAAGAUGAGAGAGAGGCACCACCUCGGGAGGGCAAUCUGAAGAGAUACCCAACUCCAUAUCCUGAUGAACUGAAGAACAUGGUCAAAACAGUUCAGACAAUUGUACAUAGACUAAAGGAUGAAGAAUCUACUGAAGAUGCUGCCAAGGAGUCAAAACGAGAAGUACAGACAGUUUCUGUAAAAGAUGUGGGGGUAAAGACCUCAGAAAUUGGUUCGAUAAAGAACAAAGCUGAUGAGAGAAAGCAAUAUUCAGCAGGAAGCUCUGUGCAGAAGCCUAGUGAACCAGAAGCUGAGCACAGCACUGCAAAUUCACAGAUGACUGCACUUGUUAAAACCCUGCAGAACACAAAAACAAUUGUCAACCAUGAAGACAUGCUUGAGCAGGAGUCAGAAGAACUCUCCUCUGAUGAAGAGAUGAAAAUGGCAGAAAUGCGACCACCACUGAUAGAAACCUCCAUAAACCAACCAAAAGUGGUAGCCCUAAGCAAUAGCAAAAAAGAUGAUUCAAAAGAUACUGAUUCCUUAUCAGAUGAAGCUACCCACAAUAGUAAUCAGAAUAACAGCAACUGUUCCUCUCCUUCUCGAAUGUCAGAUUCUGUUUCUUUAAAUACUGAGAGUAGCCAAGAUAUUUCUGUCUGUUCUCCUGACAAAGAAACACAUGCUGCUGUUUUAUCCAAAAUCAGGCGAGAAGACGAAAAUUUGAAUAAUCUUUUGCAAAAUGGAGGAGAAUUGAGUAUUACAGUGGACGAAAAAGUAAAUAUGCAAGAGAAGGUUACAAAUUUGUCUGAAUACGAAUUGAGCAUUGAAGAAAGAUUAGGCCUGAUAGGAAAAGGUGUUGAUGUAAGCACUCCUAUGGAGGAGUCGCACAAAUUAGACCAAAUAAACAUGAAUAUCAAUAAACUCGUUAGUGAAGAGGCAGUGCCAGUUCCUGUAGAAAAGUUAGAAACACAAAAAAUUGUUUCAGUAAUGGGCUUUUUGAAUAACAACGCAAAAGAAGAAAGUGAGCACUUGGAAAAUGGAAAUAAAUAUCGUAUAAAUAAAGUAAAUGGACAUGCUGAGGAAACAGUACAGUCUCCCUGUAAAGACAAACUUGCAAAAAGCACUACAGUUGAUGGGGAUUCUGCUGAGCUGUCUGUUUCUAGAAGCACUGAAGAUUUGUCCCCACAGAGAAGCGGUCCUGUGAUGAAAUCUCACAGCAUCACAAGUAUGGACAGUGGUGGGCCGAAAAUAUAUGAUACUGUAAAUGAGAAUGGAUCUCAACAGCCAAACUCAGUGGUAAAAUCAGGAUCUGAUACUGCAGAUGGAAAAAAUAUUGUCCGAAGUAAAUCUGCUACUCUCCUCUAUGAUCAGCCUUUACAGGUUUUUCCUGGGUCAUCGUCAUCAUCUGAUUUAGUAUCUUCUACAAAAACAGUAUUCAAGUUUGACUCAAAUCAUAAUCCUGAAGGUGCUAAUAUAGUGAGGGGAUCAGUGACAGGCGGUGCACAGAUGCUCUGUGCCCCCCAGUAUAAUAUUCAGUACAGCAGCAGUGCAGCAGCAAAAGAUGCCUUGUGGCCCCAGAAACAAAACACCCAAGUAGAACAAGGCACUUUACCUCCUUCACGUCUGCUUAGGUCUGACAGUACAGAAACUCCCAGUUAUGUAAAGCAUUCUGGCAACAUGAAUUUUUCCAAUCAUAACAAUGUCCGGGCCAGCGCUGUGUACAACACUCACCAGCGGAUGGCUGGGAGACAUGCAGAUCUGUGGGCUGUUCCACCAGGUGACAGACUGCUCCCAGGAGCAGCCAGGCACACACUUCAAAGGCAGAGCAGUGUAUCUUCUACAGCUUCCAUCAAUGUUGGGGAUGGUGGACCUUCAAGACGAGCCCAAGUUCCUGAAGGGGACUACUUAACAUACAGAGAUUUGCAUUCAAUGGGAAGAGCUGCAGCAGUAAUGCCAGGACAGCAGAGGCCUCUCUCUGCCCGGACAUACAGCAUUGAUGGUCCCAACGUGACGCGGCCGCAGAGCGCGCGGCCGGCGGUGAGCGAAAUCCCAGAGAGAACUAUGUCAGUCAGUGACUUCAAUUACGCGCGGACUAGCCCCUCAAAGAGAUCCAACCCGCGCGUUAGCUCCGAGCACUCGUUGUUAGACCCUGCAGGAAAAACUAAAGUCCCUCAUGACUGGAGGGAGCAGGUGCUGCGACAUAUUGAGGCUAAAAAGCUAGAAAAGAGCAUGCUGUCUCGAUCCUUUAAUUCCAAUUAUGCUGCAGUUAGCAGCUUUCACUAUGGCAGCUCUAGGGAUCUGCAUGGCAGCCAGGGUAGUGUUGCCUUGAGUGUUGCAGACGGAAGAGGUUCUGGUGUGCACAUUGUUCGACAUCCCCAGGCUUCUGCUCCAGGAGACCAAUGCCAGGAUGAAGUAUUCAUUUCGGGACAGCAGAAUUACUCAUCUGCCACGCUUAGUCUCAAAGAUGUUCCUCCAGAAAGCAUCAAAAAAACAGCUGUGCAGAUGCCUUUAACAAAUGGACAGAUGUGCCAGCCUCAGAGACUUCCAGCAAACUACAGCCAAGUCCAUCAUCUCCCUCCUCAAUCAUCAGUUGCAAGACAUCCAUCUAGAGAGCAAUUAAUUGAUUACCUGAUGUUGAAAGUUGCCCACCAGCCUCCCUAUACACAGUCCCAGUGCCCUCCCAGACAAAGCCAUGAGUUGGCAAAGCAAGAGAUUCGAGUGAGAGUUGACAAGGAUCCAGAACUUGGAUUCAGUAUAUCAGGAGGAGUUGGGGGUAGAGGAAAUCCAUUCAGACCAGAAGAUGAUGGCAUAUUUGUAACCAGAGUGCAGCCAGACGGACCAGCAUCUAAGCUGUUACAGCCAGGGGAUAAAAUAAUUCAGGCUAACGGAUACAGCUUCAUCAAUAUUGAUCAUGGACAAGCAGUAUCAUUGCUAAAGACUUUUCAAAAUGCAGUGGAACUCAUCAUUGUGCGAGAAGUUUCUUCAUAGGUACCAUGGAUUGUGGGGAUAAACCAACAGAAUUCAUUGAAGGACUAUGGGGAAACUGAAUAUUUUGCAUAUUUUUAUACAUUAAAAGAACUCAAAAAGAAUUAUGAUCAAAAUUUGUACAGGAAAUACUGAACUUGUGGUUAAAGGGGGAAAAAACCACUGUGGAGAACAUACAGGAAUUAAUUUUGGAAAUGCGUUAUGGUGAAUAAACUUGUUUUUAAGCAUUAUAGCAAUCUAAGGAUCACUCCUCCAAGAACAAACCUGUGUUGUUUUUUUGUACAGAUGGUAGGUUUAUUUUUGGAUAAUUCAUACACAUUACUAAACUUUGUGCAAGGCUUUGCGAAGCCUCAGUUGUAGCCAAUGGACAGAUGGCAGGGCUGUCUAUCCUGUAGCUGUUUAUUGCCUUUAUUUUUAUUCACCAGAUAUUAAUGUGUUACGCUGAACCACUUCUGUAGAUACGAACGGGGAUAUGAAGUGUUGGCUUUGCUAUGUGCACAUUGUAUAGAUGAAUGGGUAGAUGGAAGGUGGUGCUGGUUGGACAGAAUAAAGGUCAGGUGAAACAAUUAUCUGCUAUCUAAAUCUGGAAUUAGGAGAGAAGAAAAAGUGUUUAGUUCUGGAGUGUACGUCUACCAAUAGAAAAUGCAAUAAAAGCUUAUGGUGUUUUUUUUUUUUAGGAAGACUGUAACUACAAAUUUGUGAUAUUAUACAGGAUUUGUUCUUAUUGUAGUCAUUGAAUAUUCAUUUGCCACAUGUGCUUCAUGUUUAGUUGUUUUCUUGCAUACAUAAUUUUUUCAACUGUACUGUGGAAUUGUGCCCAGAGAUUUUUCUCUGCUAUGGAAAACCCCAAUUUUGUGGAAAUGGUGAUAAUUUUAUCUUUAUAAAAAAGACUCCAUUUUAAGCUGACAGAUUUUAAAAAUGAAACUGAAAUGGCCAGUUUUUAAGAUUGUUGCCUGUAAUAUAAAUUUAAACAUACAAAAUUAUGCAGGAAAGGCUAUGAAAGACAUCAUGAUUUUGUUUGGCCUUUGCACUGCCUUGUUAAUCAAAAAGGAAACCAUACGCAUGGAGCUAGGUAACCAAAGCAAGUUUAUGAAACUUGGAGCAGUGAUGAAGAAUGGCUGUGGUGCGAUGGAGAGCAAAGGGAGGGUGUACUUAAAACCCACCAGUUCGUAAUGAGGUUUCUUAAAGGGCUGUUCCUACAGGUAACAUUAAAUGUGAACUAGACACUUCAGAGUCAUUAAAGGGUUUCUAAUUACAUUAAUGUAAUACUGAUUUACCACAGGCUGCCUUUGUUCCUUAUUACUGUAUAAAAGGUUCAAUUAUGCUUCUAUUAAUUUUGUUUACCAGAAACAUUAUCUUUCUCCUUUGUAAUUGAAUAGAGACUGCAUAGUCUGCAGUGAUAAUUCAUACACGGUUGUUAUGGACCAGGGAAAAGUGCCAUAGAAGACCGAUAACUGUUUUUAAUCAGGGCUAAUAAUUAGCCUGUCAUUGGAGCAAUAUUCAAUUAUUGCAGUUCAUUUUUAAUUAUGUACAAGUUGGUAGUUUGAGACAGGUAUAAGCGCUUUUUUCAACCCAAAAAGUAAAUGCUUUUAAUAAAGCUAGCAAAAACACCAGCUUCCUUUAGUUUUGGAAUAAUGAGCUGGAAGAGAAAGGAAUUAUUACAUAGCUAGCAGUAAUAAACAGGCAGUACUUUUUUAAUAAGUAAACUCCAAUAUUAUUGCACUUCUUUCAAAGAUGUUAACUAUUGCUUAUUGUACUGUGUAUAGUUCUAAUAAUUUUAAUUGAAAC
Molecule: messenger RNA, 6511 nt
Organism: Ficedula albicollis (Collared flycatcher)
Lineage: Eukaryota; Metazoa; Chordata; Aves; Passeriformes; Muscicapidae
Gene: ERBIN
Product: erbb2 interacting protein
Exons: 28
Coding region: 359-4726 (1455 amino acids)
Biological process (GO): neurotransmitter receptor transport postsynaptic membrane to endosome; neurotransmitter receptor transport, endosome to postsynaptic membrane
Cellular component (GO): adherens junction; postsynaptic membrane; postsynaptic density
Molecular function (GO): protein binding
Source: RefSeq, a predicted model, not a curated record